UAUGGGAUGGCCCGUUCAAUGGAAAAUGCAGCAUUCUGAGGAGCUGUAUAAUAACAAACAUUAUCACAAUAUGCUUGCAGUACAUGUUUUGACAGAUAAUAACAUGUACAUGGUUUAUGAAGAAAAAUUUACCAUAUCUGGCUAGAUAAUUAGAUACUUCCUGUAGUAUAUUGGGCUGUGUUGUUUUCUGACAGCCAAUCACGUUGGACUAGGAAGUUCGGGUCCACUAUUCUGGCUUUCAUACAUGUGGUAAUCAGUUGCUACUGUACUCUAUUAGUAAAGCUAAUGAUUUGCCUCUAAGCCAUUGUGUAUUCAUUUCAUGCGGCACGGAACAUGAUACUUCCUCACUGCUAAGCACUCGCCGGAGUCCAAUCCAGUUGUUUCCAAUUCACUACUUACCAUGGGUUAAUAAGGGAAGAGAAAGGAAAGCAGUUUAGACCAAUCAGAAGUCUCUGAAGUUGAGCUACGGAAAAAUAAGGAAAUGAACGUUGACGCAUUUUACUUUACGUCAGCUAUUCAGUUUAACACUUUUAGUCAGGAGAUCUAUUUUAAUCUAGAAGCAUAUAACCAUUGUUACUUUACAUUUACGUUACUUUACAGACGAUAAAGUGGGAUUUACUGAGGUGAUUUUUGACGAAUAGAAAGUGAAAGUUAAGUGUACACACUCAAAGUUUCCAGGGAAGUAACUGUUUUUGUUCGAGGUGGAUGGCAUCUAAACGCUCUCUACCUGAAGAGGAUUUCACCUGUCCUGUUUGCUUUGACAUUUUCAAGGAUCCCGUCCUUCUUUUGUGCAGUCACAGCUUCUGCAAAGACUGCCUUCAGAAGUUCUGGAGAGAGAAGAAAUCUAAAGAGUGUCCAGUUUGUAGAAGACAAUCUUCAUUGGACAAUCCGCCACUGAAUUUGUCUUUGAGGAACUUAUGUGAGUCUUUUCUGAAGGAGAAGAGUCAGAGGGCUUCAGGAGGGUCUGAAGUGCUCUGCAGUCUGCACGGUGAGAGACUCAAGCUGUUCUGUCUGGAGGAUAAACAGCCCAUAUGUGUGGUGUGUCAGGCUUCCAGGAAACACUCAGGACACCAGUUCCUUCCCAUAGAUGAAGCUGCACUAGAUUAUAAAGAACAACUCAAUACUGUACUGAAGCCCUUGCAAAAGAAACUGAAAGAAUUUGAAGAAGUUAAAGAAACAUGUGACCAAACAGCCAGUCACAUUAAGGUCCAGGCCUAUCAGUCAGAGAAGCAGAUCAAGGAGGAGUUUGAGAAGCUUCAUCAGUUCCUGAAAGAUGAAGAGGAGGCCAGAAUAAGAGCACUGAAGGAGGAAGAGGAGCAGAAGAGUUUCAUUAUGAAAGAGAAGACUGAAGAAAUGAGCAAGGAGAUGUCCACUCUUUCAGAUACAAUAACAGCCAUUGAGAAGCAAAUGGUUGCUGAAGACAUCAUCUUCUUACAGAACUUCAAGGCUUCCAUAGAAAGUUCUACGUGCACACUGCAAAAUCCACAGGAAGUUUCAGGAGCUCUGAUUGAUGUGGCAAAGCACCUGGGCAACCUGAGGUUCAGAGUCUGGGAGAAGAUGAAGGACAUAGUUCAGUUCACUCCUGUACUGUUGGACCCAAACACUGCAUACCCAUCGUACAUCAUUUCUGAGGAUCUGACCAGCUUUAAAGGGACAAAUACUAGCCAGACACUCCCUGAUAAUCCAGAAAGAUUUGAUUUCUAUGACUGUGUCCUGGGCUCUGAGGGCUUCAACUCAGGGUCACACUACUGGGAUGUUGAAGUUGGAGACAGUACAUACUGGGAUGUGGGUGUGACCACAGAGUCCAACCAGAGGAAGGGGGACACCUUCUCAUGGGAGAGAGUGUGGCGUGUGGGGUAUGAAGGAUUUGGAUGGGAUGAUGAAUCUGGAUGGGAUGAUGCUAUAGGACCUGUGCAUUUAUUGAAACAGAAUCUCCACACACUCAGAGUGCAUCUGGAUUUGGAUAAAGGACAGCUGUCAUUCUCUGAUCCUCUACAAAAUACACACUUACACACUUUCAAACACACAUUCACUGAGAAAGUCCUUCCCUGCUUCUACAGCCCCAGGUCAUCACUGAGUAUUUUACCCCUGAAGCCCUCGGUGACCAUUGAACAACACAGACUAUGUUGAGACUAACUCCAAAAUCUUAAGUGUUUCAUUGAGUAAAAAAACCAAUACAUGAACACAUUUUAUUGGUCUAUAUUUAAAUCUGUGUUUUUAUAAUAUAAAAUAUGUAUCCUCUGUGGUAGUUUCAUAUGGAACAUGUGGCUGUUAAGUAGAAGUAACACACUCCCCUCCCAACACUAGCAGUAGGUGGUAUUUGCUGCUGGUGAUUAUGAGGUUAAACUUGAGUAGGCCUCAAUUGUUUGUGUGAUAUUGUAUGAUGAUCAUUUGUGACAUAUUCUGCAUUACUUUGUCAUCUUCCCUCUUCAGCAGUAGCCCCAGUUUAUGUUGAUUGUUAUUGAUCACCGUUACUCCAUCAGUUACUUUUUAACGUGUUCUCAACAUGUCAGCUACAUGUGUGUACAUUUAAGUCAUGAAUGUUAUGUAUAUUGAUGUACAUAUGGUUAAGUCUGAGAUGCAGUACAACACAUGAAAUACCGCAAAUUCUAUUUCAUUUUCAAAUCUAAACACUGAAAAAAACAGUUUUUUUUUCUUUCCAUGGGUGGGAAUAUGUUUCUCUAGAUUUGUUCGGGGUUUGUAAGUAAAUCUAUCUAAAUUUGUUUGAGGUUUUUAAAUAGAACCAACAUGGAAAACCAAAUGUUAAAACUUCCUUUUAUCCACAUAUUUAGACAAAGAUGACUGUAAUUAGGAUCCUUCUCUGUGAAUAUCAUGAGUUGGUAAAAACCUUUGAAUGGUUCAUGAAUCACCACCAUAACUGUUGUUAUUAAUCACAUGCUGUGCAGCAGGUGAUU
This is a messenger RNA of Clupea harengus (Atlantic herring), 2915 nucleotides long. The record is from RefSeq and is a predicted model, not a curated record. Lineage: Eukaryota; Metazoa; Chordata; Actinopteri; Clupeiformes; Clupeidae.